Cyprinus carpio (common carp) is the source of this 2448-nucleotide messenger RNA. RefSeq names its product protocadherin beta-16-like. Gene Ontology annotation, biological process: homophilic cell-cell adhesion. Gene Ontology annotation, molecular function: calcium ion binding. The coding region runs from base 1 to 2433 and encodes 810 amino acids. The record is from RefSeq and is a predicted model, not a curated record. The transcript has a single exon. Gene Ontology annotation, cellular component: plasma membrane. Lineage: Eukaryota; Metazoa; Chordata; Actinopteri; Cypriniformes; Cyprinidae.
AUGGUCCUCUGCAAAAUGUCGGACAGAACAAUGGCGCGGCAAGUACUGCUGUUUAUUUGGUUUCUUUCUCUCAGUUCGGCUCUCGGGCAGGUCAGUUACUCAAUUCCUGAGGAAAUGGCGAAAGGAUCUUUAGUCGGAACCAUAGCGCAGGAUUUGGGUUUAGAUUUAAAGAGACUGAAAUCUGGUAAAGCGCGUAUUCAUACAGGAGAUAGCGCUGAAUACAUCGAGCUGAAUAAAGAAAGAGGAGUCCUCCUUAUCAAAGAGAGAAUAGACCGAGAGGCGCUGUGCGGACAGACAACGCCUUGCGCGCUACAUUUACAGAUUAUUCUCGAUAAUCCUAUGGAACUGUUUAGGAUAACUGUUGAAAUCACAGACAUAAAUGACAAUUCUCCCAUUUUUAAAAGAGAUGAAAGACGAUUUGAGAUCAGCGAAUCAGCAGUUGUUGGUUCAAAAUUCAUGCUGGAGAAAGCAAUAGAUGCAGACAUUGGCGCAAAUGACCUACAAAGCUAUUUGCUGCAACCUACUGAUCAUUUUGAUUUAAAACUCCAUAGUCAGAGUGAUGGAAGUAAAAAGGUUGAAAUGAUUCUACAAAAGCCUUUAGACAGAGAAAAACAGGAAAACAUGUCUUUGAUAUUAACCGCAGUAGAUGGUGGAGAACCACCGAAAUCAGGUACAGUUCAGAUUCAUAUUACAGUGCUUGAUGCAAACGACAAUGCUCCAGUUUUUACUAAGCCUAUAUAUAGAGCGAUAAUUACAGAAAACUCCCAAAGUGGCACAUCACUCAUCACUGUUAGCGCAUCUGAUUCUGAUAAAGGGUCAAAUGGAGAAGUUAGUUAUUUAAUUGCAAACAGUGACGGUGUAUCUGACAUUUUUCAUAUUGAUGAAAAUGGGUUGGUGACGUUAGUCGGAAAAAUUGACUUUGAAACCUCUAAACAUUACCAAAUUGAUAUAGAAGCAGUAGAUAAUGGUGGACUGUCUGAUUCUAGUAAAAUAAUGGUCGACGUGACUGAUAUAAAUGAUAACACGCCUGGCAUCACAGUUAUGUCAAAAUCUAAUGCAAUACCUGAGGACUCGCCAAAAAGUACUGUGAUUGCCAUGAUCAGUGUUAACGAUCCGGAUUCUGACAGUAACGGACAGGUUCAAUGCAGUGUAAAUGAAAACAUUCCUUUUACAAUCAAAUCAACUUCAAAUGGAUUUUAUAGUAUUGUGACAGACAGUGAUUUAGACCGAGAGCUCGAGUCUGAGUAUAACAUCAGUGUGACGUGCGCGGAUGAGGGUGUGCCCUCUCUCUCCAGCAGCGUCAUACUCUCCUUAAAGAUAUCAGAUGUGAAUGAUAACGCGCCUGUCUUUGACAAGAGCUCAUAUGAGGCAUCUGUUCAAGAAAACAACACACCGGGUCUUUCCAUAUUCAGAGUCAGAGCCAGAGACGCAGAUUUUAACCAGAAUGCCCGUGUGUCUUACAUACUGGAGGACUCGUCGGUAAACGGAGUCCCCGUCUCCUCUUUAGUGUCCGUUAGUGCUGAUAGUGGAGUCAUACAUGCAGUACGAUCUUUCGAUUACGAGCAGAUCAAAGAUUUCCAGUUCCGCGUAAAAGCGCAGGACGGAGGAAAUCCUCCUCUCAGCAGCAACGUGAGCGUAAAAAUAACGAUUCAGGACCAGAAUGACAACGCACCUCAGGUUCUGUAUCCGGUCCAGUCAGGCGCUUCUGUGGUCGCUGAAAUAGUGCCUCGUUCGGCAGAUGUGGGUUAUCUGGUGACUAAAGUCGUGGCUGUUGAUGUGGACUCUGGACAGAAUGCUUGGCUCUCUUAUAAACUACAGAAAGCCACAGACAGGGCGCUGUUUGAAGUGGGCUUACAGAAUGGAGAAAUAAGAACUGUACGCCAAGUUACAGAUAAAGAUGCUGUGAAACAAAGGCUCACUGUUGUAGUGGAGGACAACGGGCGGCCCUCUCGAUCAGCUACAGUCAAUGUUAACGUGGCGGUGGCGGACAGUUUUCCUGAAGUGCUCUCGGAGUUCACUGACUUUCCGCACGACAAGGACUACAACGACAACCUGACUUUCUAUCUGGUCUUGGCCUUGGCUGUAGUUUCGUUUCUCUUUAUCGUGUCUAUCAUUGCCAUACUGUCAGUCAAAUGCUACAGAUGGAGACGCGAGCAGAUGUUUUACAAAUCUGGAGCAAAUCUUCCAGUUAUUCCGUAUUAUCCGCCUCUUUACGCAGACGUAGGGGGCACAGGAACUUUACAGCACGUGUAUAAUUAUGAGGUUUGCAGAACCACUGACUCCAGAAAGAGUGAUCUGAAAUACGGCAGACCUUGCAGUGAGAGCAUCAUUAGUCUGGACAGCAGCGGAACACAGACACUCACGCAUGCGCAAAGGGAGAGGCUGAACUUUGACGAUUGUGAGGAUCAGGUGAGAAUUUUUUUUUAUAGGUGAGAACAUUAUUUUAUA